Messenger RNA from Saccostrea cuccullata (small rock oyster), 1824 nucleotides. RefSeq names its product serine/threonine-protein phosphatase alpha-2 isoform-like. The coding region runs from base 184 to 1110 and encodes 308 amino acids. The transcript is spliced from 11 exons. The record is from RefSeq and is a predicted model, not a curated record. Gene Ontology annotation, molecular function: protein serine/threonine phosphatase activity. NCBI's taxonomy places the organism in Eukaryota, Metazoa, Mollusca, Bivalvia, Ostreida, Ostreidae. Gene Ontology annotation, cellular component: nucleus; cytoplasm.
UGAUCACAUGAUCUAUACAAAAGUCUGCAUCAUCAAUAUGUAGAUGGAUGCCAAAAAAUCAAUACAGGAGGUUUGAUAUCCAAAAUGAAUCUAAAACACGUUUUCUUAAAGAAGACCAGUUGAUUUAAAUUUCUUGAAGGACAAAAACAUCUUAACUAAUGAGAAACUGAUGCGUGCUUAAUCAUGACCAAAGACCUUGAUGUAGACUCCAUAAUAGAGCAACUGCUUACAGCCAAAGACUCACCCACCAAACAAGUUCAGUUGCCAGAAACGCAGAUACGCCAAUUAUGUCAAGUCUCAAGGGAAUUGUUUUUGGAACAGCCAAUGUUAAUUGAAUUAACAGCACCUGUGACAAUAUGUGGAGACAUUCAUGGACAAUAUGAAGAUUUAAUGAGACAUUUUGAUAACUGUGGAUUUCCACCAGAGUCUAAUUAUCUUUUCCUAGGAGAUUAUGUAGAUCGAGGAAAGAGAUCCUUGGAAACCAUUUGUCUGAUGCUAGCUUACAAAAUCAAAUAUCCCAACAACUUCUUUUUAUUGAGAGGAAAUCAUGAAUGUGCUUCUAUAAAUAGAAUUUAUGGUUUUUAUGAUGAAUGCAAGCGACGGUACAACAUAAAACUCUGGAAGACAUUCACUGAUUGCUUUAACUGUCUACCAGUUGCUGCACUAGUAGAAGACACCAUAUUUUGCAUGCAUGGCGGCUUAUCACCAGAUUUAACAGACUUAAAACAGGUAACAGAACUUGAGAGACCACUUGAUGUCCCAGAUCAUGGGCUUAUUUGUGAUUUAUUGUGGUCAGAUCCAGAUGAGGAUAUCACAGGAUGGGGAGAAAAUGACAGAGGUGUAUCCUUCACCUUUGGAGGAGAUAUUGUCAAAGAAUUUUUGAAAAAGCACAAUUUCAGCCUAAUUGUGAGGGCACAUCAGGUUGUUGAAGAUGGAUAUCAAUUUUUUCAAAAACGAAGGUUGCUGACUUUGUUCAGUGCUCCUAAUUACUGUGGAGAAUUCGACAACGCUGGAGCUGUGAUGAGAGUGACAGAUGACUUGACUUGCUCAUUCAAAAUACUUGAGCCAAAAACAGUGAAGACAGUAGCUGUAACAAAAGGAAAGAAAUGAAUCCUUGGACAAAUGAUGCUGUAUUCAUAUAAUUGGUCGUGUACCAGUACUGUUUCUAUUUAUAUUGUUUCUUAAAUUUUAAGAUGCAACAAAGUUGCAGAUUAGUGGGACAGUCGCUGACACUUCUCUUGAAGGAUCAAUUGUUAAAUUAUUUUCACAGAACUAAAUUUACUGUUUGAAAUAUUGUAAUUUUUAUUGUGUAAAUCGAAAAUGAAGGAUAAAGAAACUUUUUUAUAGUUAUUAAAAUCCUGGAGACAGGAACAGCAGACUAAAUAUGAUGUGAUGUCAAAGGAAAAGUAUAACUUGACAUAUUGAUAAAACAAAAAAAAUACAAAAAAUGAUAUAAAAUGGUCUUGCUAUUUAGACUGACCCAGAUUCUGUCUUUCUAUUGAAAAUUACAUUUUUGAUGGAUAUUGUUAUAUGUUCUUGUUAUUCUGAUCAGCAAAGGCACUAUCAUUGUAAAUGUAAUUUACUUUUUACCAUAAAUUUUUGAUUCACAUGUUUUAAAAUUUAGAAUAGAAGUUCAUAACAGUUUCAGCCCAAUCAUGCCCCCAAUGAGCUACAAAAUGUAGUUAUUAGUUCCCUAACAGUGUUUUCCUGCUCCUUCAGUUGCUCUGUCUUGCUUGGUUUCUAUACUCUUUUCCUAGAACCCUUGCAGAUAUUGAUUGCCUAAAUAAUUUUUUUAUCUUGAUGCACUUGAUAAUUUUUAUGCCC